This is a messenger RNA of Desarmillaria tabescens, 1658 nucleotides long. RefSeq names its product glycoside hydrolase family 79 protein. The transcript has 11 exons. The record is from RefSeq and is a predicted model, not a curated record. The coding region runs from base 1 to 1620 and encodes 539 amino acids. Lineage: Eukaryota; Fungi; Basidiomycota; Agaricomycetes; Agaricales; Physalacriaceae.
AUGCAACCCCUGCCCCUCCUUCUGGCCUUCUCUGCCUGUGUCCUAGCAGAAAACCUCUCUAACAUCCGCUUGUCCGGCCCUCCUACACUCCCUCCAGAUGCAUCCAAAUACCUCAACCCAGCACUAGCCAGUUUCAGCAUCGAGACCGCUUUCUGGACCUCAUACGUCGGGAAUGUGUCCAACCCCAACUCGUUAACUAGGAACCUGCUGGAGAACCUCAAAAGCAGAACCGGUGUACCUGCAGAAAUCCGGAUUGGUGGCAUUACUGCUGACUCGACGUACUAUAACUCAACUUUGGAUAUGGCCUUGUUCAACUUUAUCACUGAUGAGUAUGACUUGUGCGGAACUCUGCAUAACACGACAGUUGGGCCAGAGUUUUGGAAAACUACGGAUUUGCUACCCGAAGGAACGAAAAUAGUCUUCAACUUGGAUCUCGAAGACCUCGAUUUUGAGGGUGCUUUAGACAUGGCGACGGCUGCCGUAGAGAAUAUGAAGGCUGGGCAGUUGAUUGGAAUGGAAAUCGGAAACGAACCCGAUCACUAUCUCGGCUUCACACCGCGAAGCUACACCAAUAUAUGGAUGCCCUGGACUAAGAACAUAUCAGACGCGCUGAACAUCUCGACACCAUUCUUCCAGAUUGCCGCCACCGCUGAGGAUCCACUCUGGCCUUACGGAACAGCUGCUGCUAAUGCACAGUUGGAUUGCGUGAGUGCGUUGGCAGUGGGUGCAAAUAAUGAUAGCACGGUGAAGACGUGUAGUGAGCACACGUAUCAAUAUAGUGUAUGCGACCCAGUCCGUCUGAGGCAGGCUACGCUGGUUAACCUGGUUAAUCACACUCGCCUGGCCCAGUAUCUUGACUUGUGGCAGCCUCGCAUCAAAAGUGUUCGCGAGCAGCUAGGUUCAGACUCAUUUGUCAUUGGGGAAUACAAUUCUGUAUCAUGCUCUGGUAGAGAUGGAGUUAGCAACACAUUUGGUCAAGCCUUGUGGCUUCUCGAUACCACUCUUUAUGCCGCUUCUAUUAACGUAUCUCGACUGUUCAUGCACCAGGGUGGUCCCCUGGCUCUACAAAGUUCAACUCAGCUCAAUCACGGAGGAUUGAGUCUCUACGACAUGUGGUAUCCCAUCGAAAACCUGAACGGACCAGUCAAAGUUUUCCCGUCCUACUCCGCCUACCUCUUUAUCGCUGAAGCGAUCGGUACUUCUCAAAGCCUUCGUAUAGGGAACAUAUACCCAGGCCGACAGGCCAACGGGUCAAGCAUCACUGCCGCGAUGGGGGACGCAUCCCAAGGGCAACUGGUGGCUUACGGAUUCUGGGAUGAUUCAAGUUUGGGUUACCCGGUGAAGUUGGCUCUACUCAACCUGCAGAGCUACAACGAGACGGAGGAGGGGACAAGACCGAGCACCAUGUUCGAUAUUUCGAAGUACCUUUCAGAAGGUAAGGGCUCGGUCACCGUUCGGAGGCUACAGGCCCCAGGAGCCGAUGUGAAAGAGGGAAAUGUCACCACGUGGGCAGGACAGACAUAUGCGAACGGUGUUGCAGAAGGAGAAUUGAUAGAAGAGAAGAUUGACGGGGAAGUAAUCGUUGUCGCAGCGUCAGAGGCGGUUUUAGUUUCCCUCUGAUUCUCGUCAAUAGGCGUACAGAACAUUAUAUUGUAUUA